GCCAAGUUCUGGCUACGAUCAGAAGUGCUUCCUUUCGGCACUAUUUAGUGCGAUUAGUCUCUCCGCCUCGGUGUUUGUGUAUAGUUGAAGUCGUCAUGACUAUCAACGUCAUCGUUAAGCUAGUCGCGUUGAUUGUUGUUCAUAGCUGCUGCACGGAGUCGUCGACGACGACGAGUUCCGACAGUGGCGCGGCUCAGCAGCUAAGUCACUUCAAUGUCGACAGCGCACCAGAUAAGAUGUCAACGCCGGAUUUCGAUCAGUAUCUCGGAAGCUACAUCGCCGACGGGGAGCGGAUCGCGCUGAUCUUGGACUACGAUGGCACGCUGGCGGAGAUCACCGCCCAUCCGAACCUCACCCAGAUGACGCCGCAGAUGAAGAGUACCCUGCAGAACAUCGCCAACAGUGGGAAGGCGUUCGUGGCGGUCAUUUCGGGGAGGGAUGUGUAUGGUGUUAAGGAGAAGAUCGGCAUCGAGAACAUCGUGUACUCCGGGAAUCACGGACUGGAGGUGCUCUACCCGGAUGGGACUAAACACAAUCAGGGCAUUCCGAAGGAAAUCGCCGACAACUUCACCAAGAUGAUCGAUCAGCUGACCAAGGAGCUUGCCAAAGACGGAGCUUGGGUCGAGGACAAGAAGGUCUCGUUAACCUUCCACUACCGCCAGGUCGAUGCCAAGCUAGUUCCGGAGUUGGAAGUUCGCGCCAAGCAGAUCAUCGAGUCGUACGGAUAUCGGGCCAACCAAGCUCACGCUGCGGUCGAGGGGAAGCCUCCGAUCAAGUGGAACAAGGGUCUUGCCGCGGAGUACAUCCUGACGGAUAGUUUCGACACGAACUGGCGCCAACGGAAGGUGAUCUUCGCCGGGGAUGACACCACCGAUGAGGAUGUGAUGCAAGCGAUUAAGGGCUCGGGGAGGUCGUUCCGGGUGUCGAAGGACCCGCAGGUCGAGACACAUGCGGACUUCCGGAUUCCGUCGGUUGAUGCGGUUUACCAGCUGUUGAAGUGGUUGGAGAAGAAGGUCACGAAGUGAUUGUGUUAACAAGUCGGUGCUGAGUGUUCAGAUUUAGUGUUACAAUUGAAAUUGUUAUUUUAAUGAGAUAUUUUUGGAAUGAAUAAACCUAUUUUUUAAAUAACUAA
Culex pipiens pallens (northern house mosquito) is the source of this 1132-nucleotide messenger RNA. RefSeq lists its product as uncharacterized. The record is from RefSeq and is a predicted model, not a curated record. Gene Ontology annotation, biological process: trehalose biosynthetic process. The transcript has 2 exons. Bases 96 to 1025 code for a protein of 309 amino acids. NCBI's taxonomy places the organism in Eukaryota, Metazoa, Arthropoda, Insecta, Diptera, Culicidae. Gene Ontology annotation, molecular function: trehalose-phosphatase activity.